Molecule: messenger RNA, 1848 nt
Organism: Funneliformis mosseae
Lineage: Eukaryota; Fungi; Glomeromycota; Glomeromycetes; Glomerales; Glomeraceae
Source: the annotation of a GenBank genome assembly
AUGAGGAAAAUAGUUAUAGAAACACCCAUAACUGAAUUCCUUGACGAAAGACUCCUCUUCUACCAAAUUAAAGUAUAUAGGGAUGAUGAGUUUGAAAAUGUUAGUUCCAUCGAUUCGAAAAGAUUCGGGAAGGCUAAAAGCGCCGUGGUUAAAGAAGGAGGAAAUUCUGUAAUCUUGAAACGGAUUGACAUCGAAAAUAUUGAUAUUCGCAAUUACGUUCAAGAGAUUAAAUUAAUAAAGGAAGCUGGUUCGAAUAACUCCGUAUUAGAAUUUUAUGGAGUUCUUAAAGAUAGAUUUGAGGAUGAUUAUCAUCUCGUAUUUGAAUCUGUCGAUUGUAGGACUCUUGGUCAAUAUUUGCAAUUCAAUGAAUUGGAUUGGAAGCAAAAGGUUAAGAUUGCUUAUGAAAUUGCGAAUGCUUUAAAAUUCUUACACGAAAGGAACAUCAUCCAUAAAAAUUUGACGACGGGUAAUAUAUUAUAUGAUAAUGUAAAUGAAACCAUUAAAUUGAUCAAUUACAGUAUAUUCGAACGGAAUUCGGCUCCUAAAAAAAACAACUUUAUAAAUAAAUUGCGUUUUUGGAAACGUGAUAGUGAAUCAUGUCGGUAUCCCAAAGAGUAUGAUAUUUAUUGUUUAGGAAGCAUUUUAUUUCAACUUACGCAAAACGUCAAAAGUACAUUUGAUGGGGAUUGGGAAAAGUACUUGAAAUAUUAUCCACCGGAAAAUGUACAGGAUAAGUACAAGCAAAUCUGUAAAGAUUGUUGCCGUAAGGUGUCGAAUGAUCGACCAAAUAUACAAGAAGUUGUUAAAAAUUUAUAUGAUGCUUUACAAAGUGUAAAUAACGUGUCAAGUUCACAGAGAAUGCAAAGUACACUUAGCGUACAUAGUAUACAUCGUUCUAAUACGACGAGAAAUAAACCUAGCUUCAUCGGUUCUAUUAGAAAGAAAAAUAAAUCCUCGUUAAAUCACAAAGGUCCUUCACAUCAGGAAACUCAAAAUAUUAAUGUACCACCCUCAAAAAAAUCAGAUGCCAUUCCUCAACCAAUCUCAUACCUUACACCUGAACCCGAUAUCGUCAUUCCCCAAUCGACCUCUUAUACAUAUACUUCACCUCAUAAUCCGAUUAAACCACCACCUACAUAUCCAAGAAACUUACCAGCUAUUUCAUCUCCUUUAAUAACUCAAGAUUUCAUUACUGAAAUGUAUAAUGAAUUUUAUGAUAAAGUAGCCAAUUGUAAGAUGGAACUUUCCAACCUAAAUGAUGCUUACAUAUUAGAUUAUAUAAACAAAGCAGGUCAGAGUGAAAGUAAAAUAUUAGAAUAUAUUGAUGCAAAACAAUCCUUUACGAUCAACAAGGUACUAUUAGCGUUAUUUCAUCAACUCGGAAUUGGAACUCCUGUAAAUUCACGAAAAGCAUUUGAAUUGUAUAAAGAAGCGUCAUCAAAGGACACGUUUGCGGCUUAUGUGGCAGGUGAAUGUUCUCUUUGUGGUGAAGGAAUCUCCAAAAACAUGACGGAAGCUUAUAAAUUUUAUGAGAAAUCUGCCCAAGCAGCCAUGGAAGGAUGUCAUUUUAGUCAAGUUCAGUUAGGACAAGCGUAUGAAUUGGGUUCGGAUAUUGAAAAGAAUGAUCGCGAAGCUUUUAAAUGGUUUCGAAUGGCCUCCGAUCAAAAUUAUGACAUGGGUCACUACCACCUUGGACGAUGCUAUGACUUUGGUAUUGGAACUGGUAUAGAUUGGAACAAAGCAUUGGAAUUUUAUCAAAAAGCUUCUGUUAAUGGAAAUACUUUGGCCAUUUCAGCUAUUAGAGAUAUUCAAUCCAAAAUGCAACGAACCGACCUAUUUUAUUGGUAA